Molecule: messenger RNA, 8766 nt
Organism: Salvelinus fontinalis (brook trout)
Lineage: Eukaryota; Metazoa; Chordata; Actinopteri; Salmoniformes; Salmonidae
Gene: slc2a12
Product: solute carrier family 2 member 12
Exons: 6
Coding region: 278-2077 (599 amino acids)
Biological process (GO): transmembrane transport
Cellular component (GO): membrane
Molecular function (GO): transmembrane transporter activity
Source: RefSeq, a predicted model, not a curated record
AUGCCCAAUGGGACGUUAUUCGGGCUUGUACAGAAAUCCAAGGACAGGCCUACAGUUUUUCUAUUGGUGUGUUAUAAACAUGUAGGCGGAUCUUGCCGAGCACCUCUGGUCAAAAACAAGUAACGUGUACUGUACCAACUGGAGGACGAGCGGAGUUGUUUUAAAAAAAAUACUACUAAUUUACUAUUAUUUAAAAAUGAGAAGAAUUACUGCUACAAGUGGACGGGUUUAGAUAGCAUCCAGGGCACUCUAUGUUGAUCCGACUCAGUAGGAGGUGAUGAAUCCCCCAGCUGAGAUGUCCCCUCCCACCGCUCCUGUCGCCACAGAGACACAGAGCAUGACCUCUGACCCGUCCCACCUCGGAACUCUGGGAAUUAAUGUCCGCCUGAAGGCAGCACCACCUAACACCACAGGUUGUACCUGGCUGGUUGUUCUAGCAGCGACUGCUGCAUCUCUCAGUGGCUUGAUGUUGGGUUAUGAAUUAGGCCUGACCUCCGGGGUCCUGCUCCAGCUAAGGGGUAUCCUCUCUCUGUCAUGCCGGGAACAGGAGCUCCUGGUGGGGUCUCUGCUGCUGGGCUGUCUGGUGAUCUCCAUUGCUGGAGGCUGGGGCCUGGACCGCUACGGACGCCGCUGGUCCAUGCUUCUGUCCGGAGGCCUGGUGGCUGGGGGCACCUUGCUACUACUGCUCCCGGCCUCGCUCACCACGCUGUCGCUCGGCCGCGCCGUGGUCGGCAUGGGCACAGCGUUGUCGGGUACGGCGGCGUGCAUGUACAUAGCGGAGAUUGCGCCACGGGAGCGUCGCGGGUUGUUAGUGACGCUGUACGAGCUGAUGGUGGUUGUCGGGGUAUUGCUAGGUUUCGGGUGUAGCUACGCAUUCUCUGCGCUGCCUAAUGGGUGGAGAUACACCUUCGGACUUGUCCUCCCGCCAGCCGUUCUACAGGCCGCUGCCCUCGUCCUCCUCCCACCCAGCCCGCGCUUCCUAGUCGCCAGGGGCGACUCGGAGCGGGCCAAGGAGGUGCUGGUCCGUCUGAGGGGCGUGGCCAGCAGGGAGACCGUGGAGGAGGAGCUACGGGGCAUCCAGGCGGGGCUUAAGGAGGAAGCGGAGCAUGGUUUCCGAGAGCUGUUCAGCGACAAGGCUAACCUGCGCCGGCGGUUGCUAACGGGCGUGGCUCUAGUGUUCCUGCAGCAGACUACGGGUCAGCCCAACCUCCUCUCUUACGCCUCGCCGCUACUACGCAGCGUGGGUUUCCAUAGCGACGCCGCCGCCAACCUGGCCUCUACGGGCUUCGGCGUAGUGAAAGUGGUGGGGACGGUUCCUGCCGUCCUAUUGGUCGACAGGGUCGGGCCCAAGAGCUUCCUGUGUGUCGGUGCGGUCGCCAUGGGGAUGUCGCUGGUGACACUGGGGGCGGUGACCUUGCAGAGCCACACCCAUCUCACCAGCCUAUGCCAGAGCCCUGUGGGGCUGAACCACACCUACCAGGGGCAGGACUUAAACACUCCUUCCUUCGGAUUGAACUAUAGCUCUUUUAAAUUAAUCACGCCCCCUCCUGGUGAGAGCCAAUGGAAUGGCAGUGACUCUGCGGAGGCUCUGGGGACUAAGAGAGAGGAUGCUGGGAUGGGGUCAGGGGUUAGCGGUCAGGGUCACGUGAAGUGGAUCUCACUUGUCAGCCUCCUGGUGUAUGUAGCUGCUUUCUCCUUCAGCCUCGGACCAAUGGUGUAUGUGGUGCUGAGUGAGAUCUUCCCGACAGGGGUCAGAGGUAAAGCGGUGUCUGUCGUGUCGGCUGUCAACUGGGCCACCAACCUCCUGAUGUCCACGACCUUCCUCUCUGCCACAGAGAGGAUUGGUGUUCCCAACGUGAUGUUCCUGUACGCCACCACAAGCUUCAUCCUGCUGGUCUUCGUCAUCCUCUUCAUCCCAGAGACUCAGGGACGCACACUGGAACAGAUCUCUAAGGAACUGGCCAAGAAAAAACAGCUGAAGGUGAGGUUUUGGCGUCGAGUGCAACCCCAGGAGACUCUGUUCACCAUUCACAGGACCCCUGAACUCUCAACUCUGACCCCUCACCCCCUCACCUAGCUGUCCACAGCAGAGGGACGAAGGAGGAGAGAGGAAAUGCGAGAAAGGAGGAGGAGAGAGAUAAAAUAGGGCCGAUAGAAGGAGAACAACCACAUGACUAUGAGAUCACUUCCUCCUUCCCUCCCCCCCAUUGAGAGAGCAACCCUCAGGCUCAGAUGGAACUCUUGCUCCCUGACCUCUGACCUGUCUGUCUGUCCUCUGGAUUGCUAACCUGUUUGUAGCACUUUCUACUGUUUUCAAACAGAAUACACAGGAUUUUACCUUGGGGGGAAAAAAAUAAGCAAUUUUCUGUAUGACCCCGAAUGUAUUCAAACAGGGACUGUUUCAAGUUAGGGAGGUGUUAAACAGUAGACGUUUUAAUGAAUUUACCCUGGGGGAAAAAAACACUUCCGUUCAUACCAAUUGGAUAUUGGGACACAUAUUCUCGAGCUGGGUCAAAAUGUAUCAAGUUAUAUACCAUGUAUUUGACCCACUAACCCUUUUACAUACUUUUACAAAGAAGAAGGUAACAAAAUGUUUUAAAAAAUAAGACGUUUUGUUUUGUGUCUGUUUCCACUGGUAUUCAGACCCCUUGACUUUUUCCACAUUUUGUUAGGUUACAGCCUUAUUCUGAAAUGGAUUAAAUCCCCCCCCCCCCUCCUCCUCAUUACUCUAUUCACAAUAACCCAUAAUAACAAAGCAAAAAAUAAUAAUAAAACAUUAAUUAUAUUAAAUUUACAUACAGUACCAGUCAAAAGUUUGGACACACCUACUCAUUGAAGAGUUUUUCUUAUUUUUUUAAUUUUUUUCUACAUUGUAGAAUAAUAUUGAAGACAUCAAAACUAUUAAAUAACACAUAUGGAAUCAUGUAGUAACCAAAAAAGUGGUAAACAAAUCAAAACAAAUAUUUUAUAUUUGAGAUUCUUCAAAGUAGCCACCCUUUGCCUUGAUGACAGCUUUGCACACUCUUGAAUGAGUAGUAGGUGACUGGUAUUGUAGCUAUUCAGACCCGUUACUCAGUACUUUGUUGAAGCACCUUUGGCAGCGAUUACAGCCUCGAGUCUUCUUGGGUAUGAAGCUACAAGCUUGGCACACCUGUAUUUGGGGAGUUUCUCCCAUUCUUCUCUGCAGAUCCUCUCAAGCUUUGUCAGGUUGGAUGGGGAGCGUCGCUGCAUAGAUAUUUUCAGGUCUCUCCAGGGAUGUUAGAUCGGGUUCAAGUCCGGGCUCUGGCUGGGCCAACUCAAAGACAUUCAGAGACUUGUUCCGAAGCCACUCUUGCAUUGUCUUGGCUGUGUGCUUAGAGUCUGAGGUCCUGAGAGCUCUGGAGCAGGUUUGCAUCAAGGAUCUCUCUGUGCUUUGCUCCGUUCAUCUUUGCCUCGAUCUGGCUGGUGUGUUUACGAACAUAUUCAAUCACUCCCUAUCCCAGUCUGCUGUCCCCACAUAAUUCAAGAUGGCCACCAUUGUUCCUGUACCCAAGAAAGCAAAGAUAACUGAACUAAAUGACUAUUGCCCCGUAGUACUCACUUCCGUCAUCAUGAAGUGCUUUGAAAGACUAGUCAAGGAUCAUAUCACCUCUACCUUACUUGACACCCUAGACCCACUCCAAUUUGCUUACCGCCCCAAUAGAUCCACAGACGAUGCAAUCGCCAUCUCACUCCACACUGCCCUAUCCCAUCUGCACAAGAGGAAUAUCUAUGUAAUAAUGCUGUUGAUUGACUACAGCUCAGCAUUCAACACCAUAGUACCCUCCAAGCUCAUUAUCAAGCUGGAGGCCCUGGGUCUCAACCCCACCCUGUACAAUUGGGUUCUGGACUUCCUGACGGGACACCCCCAGGUGGUCAAGGUAGGAAACAAUAUCUCCACCCCGCUGAUCCUCAACACUGGGGGCCCCACAAGGGUGCGUGCUCAGCCCCUUCCUGUACUCCCUGUUCACCCACGACUGCGUGGCCAUGCACGCCUCCAACUCAAUCAUCAAGUUUGCAGACGACACAACAGUAGUGGGCUUGAUUACCAACAACGAUGAAACGGCCUACAGGGAGGAGGUGAGGGCCCUCGGAGUGUGGUGUCAGGAAAAUAACCUCUCCCUCAACGUCAACAAAACAUAGGAGAUGAUUGUGGACUUCAGGAAACAGCAGAGGGAGCACCCCCCCUAUCCACAUCGACGGGACAGUAGUGGAGAAGGUGUAAUUCUUCAACUUUCUCGGCGUACACAUCACGGACAAACUGAAUUGGUCCAACCACACAGACAGCGUUGUGAAGAAGGCGCAACAGCACCUCUUCAACCUCAGGAGGCUGAAGAAAUUCAGCUUGUCACCAAAAACACUCACCAACUUUUACAGAUGCACAAUUGAUAGCAUCCUGUCGGGCUGUAUCACCGCCUGGUACGGCAACUGCACCUCCCUCAACCACAAGGCUCUCCAGAGGGUAGUGAGGUCUGCACAACGCAUCACCGGGGGCAAACUACCUGCCCUCCAGGACACCUACAUCACCCGAUGUCACAGGAAGGUCAAAAAGAUCAUCAAGGAAAAACAACCACCCGAGCCACUACCUGUUCACCCCGCUACCAUCCAGAAGGCGAGGUUAGUACAGGUGCAUUAAAGCUGGGACCGGGAGACUGAAAAACAGCUUCUAUCUCAAGGCCAUCGGACUGUUAAACAGCCACCACUAACACUGAGUGGCUGCUGCCAACAUACUGACUCAAAUCACUGGCCACUUUAAUAAUGGAUCACCAGUCACUUUAAAUAAUGCCACUUUAAUAAUGUUUACAUGUCUUACAUUACUCAUAUCAUAUGUAUAUACUGUAUUUUAUACCAUCUUAGCCUAUGCUGCUCAGUCAUCGCUCAUCCAUAUAUUUAUAUGUACAUAUUCUUAUUCAUUCCUUUACACUUGUGUGUAUAAGGUAGUUGCUGUGAAAUUGUUAGAUUACUUGUUAGAUAUUACUGCACUGACGGACCGAGAAGCACAAGCAUUUCACUACACUCAUUAACUACAUUAACAUCUGCUAACCAUGUGUAUGUGAUAAAUAAAAUUUGAUUUGAUUUGAGUCCGCUGCCGCUGAAAAACAUCCCCACAGCAUGAUGCUGCCACCACCAUGCUUCACCGUAGGGAUGCUGCCACCACCAUGCUUCACCGUAGGGAUGCUGCCACCGCCAUGCUUCACCGUAGGGAUGCUGCCCCCGCCAUGCUUCACCGUAGGGAUGCUGCCCCCACCUUGCUUCACCGUAGGGAUGCUGCCACCGCCAUGCUUCACUGUAGGGAUGCUGCCACCACCAUGCUUCACCGUAGGGAUGCUGCCACCGCCAUGCUUCACCGUAGGGAUGCUGCCCCCGCCAUGCUUCACCGUAGGGAUGCUGCCACCACCUUGCUUCACCGUAGGGAUGCUGCCACCACCAUGCUUCACCGUAGGGAUGCUGCCCCCACCAUGCUUCACCGUAGGGAUGCUGCCACCACCAUGCUUCACCGUAGGGAUGCUGCCACCACCAUGCUUCACCGUAGGGAUGCUGCCACCACCAUGCUUCACCGUAGGGAUGCUGCCCCCACCAUGCUUCACCGUAGGGAUGCUGCCACCACCAUGCUUCACCGUAGGGAUGCUGCCACCACCAUGCUUCACCGUAGGGAUGCUGCCACCACCAUGCUUCACCGUAGGGAUGCUGCCACCACCAUGCUUCCCCGUAGGGAUGCUGCCACCACCAUGCUUCACCGUAGGGAUGCUGCCACCACCAUGCUUCACCGUAGGGAUGGUGCCAGGUUUCCUACAGAGGUGACGCUUGGCAUUCAGGCCAAAGAGUUCAAUCUUGGUUUCAUCAGACCAGAGAAUCUUGUUUCUCAUGGUUUGAGAGUCUUUAGGUGCCUUUUGCCAAACUCCAAGUGGGCUGUAGUGUGCCUUUUACUGAGGAGUGGCUUCCGUCUGGCCACUCUACCAUGAAGGCUUUAUUGGUGGAGUGCUGCAGAGACGGUUGUCCUUCUGGGAGGUUCUCCCAUCUCCACAGAGAAACUCUGGAGCUCUGUCAGAUUGACCAUCGUGUUCUUGGUCACCUCCCUGACCAAGGCCCUUCUCCCCCAAUUGCUCAGUUUGGCCUAGGAAGAGUCUUGGUGGUUCCAAACUUCUUCCAUUUAAGAAUGAUGGAGGAGACUGUGUUCUUGGGGACCUUCAAUGCUGCAGAAAUGUUUUGGUACUCUUUCCCAGAUCUGUGCCUCGACACAAUCCUGUCUCGGAGCUCUACGGACAAUUCCUUCUACCUCAUGGCUUGGUUUUUGCUCUGACAUACACUGUCAACUGUGGGACCUUAUAUAGACAGACAGGUGUGUGCCUUUCCAAUCAUGUCCAAUCAAUUUAAUUUACCACAGGUGGACUCCAAUCAAGUUGUAGAAACAUCUCAAGGAUGAUCAAUGGAAACAGGAUACACCUGAUCUGCAUUAUAAGUAAAAUAGCAAAGGGUCUGAAUAAAAAUGUCUAAAAACCUGUUUUCGUUAUAUCCUUAUGGGGUAUUGUGAUGUCAUUAUGGGGUAUUGUGAUGUCAUUAUGGUGUAUUGUGAUGUAAUUAUGGUGUAUUGUGUGUAGAUUGCUGAGGAUUUAAAAAAUAUUUUUAAUCCAUUUUAGAAUAAGGCUGUAAUGUAACAGAAUGUGGAAAAAGUCAAGGGGUCUGAAUACUUUCCGAUAAGAUGGUACAGUGGUAGUGAGGGGAAGACAGGUUCAUAUAAAUGACUGAAAUGGAAUCAAUGGAAUGGUUUCAUGUGUUUUUUACUGUUCCAUUCAUUCCCUUCCUUUACCAUGAGCCCAUUCUCCCGUUUAAUGUGCAACCAGCCACCACUGAUGUGGCUGUAUCUGUUACUGUCUGAGCUGUCUGUACACAAUGAUCUGUUCUGGACAUGGUUUACAGCUGCGUUUUUUAAUUACAGUCCUCACAAGAAAACCUGAGUCAGUCAGUUAACUAAUAAUCUAUCCCUUAACCAGCUGAAUCAAGUGUGUAUACAUUGAUAGCAGAUGUUUACUCUCGGAAGCAAACAGAGCAGCAAAUGGAACAAAAUCGGGAGGCACCAACCUGCAUUUGUCCAAUAGAAAGUCUUGUUUUCGAUGCAAAACGUUUUCCAUUUAGAGUAAACUGUUUCCGUUUUCAAAAACGUUUUGCAACAGACUAAACGUUUUGCAACUAAAUCCGACUACUGAAUACACUCCAGGUGUGUUUGUCCCGAGCGACGAUAAGAGUUCGUACGGUUGGAAACCGGAGUUGAGAAACAGUGUCUUAAAGGCCACUGCAGUCAAAAACGUGAUUUUUCCUGUGUUUUAUAUUUACUGAACAAAAAAUAUAAACGCAACAUGCAACAGUUUGUACAAUUUUACUGAGUUACAGUUCAUUCUCGAUAAGGAUAUUAAUAAAUAAAUUAGGCCCUAAUCUAUGGGAUUCACGUGACUGGGCAGGGGCUCAGGCGUGGUUACACGUGGUCUGCGGUUGUGAAGCCGGUUGGAGGUACUGCAAAAUUCUCUAAAAUGACGUUGGAGGCGGCUUAUGGUAGAGAAAUUAACAUUCAAUUUUCUGUCAACAGCUCUGUUGGACAUUCCUGUAGUCAGCAUGCCAAUUGCACACUCCCUCAAAACUUGAGGCGUCUGUGGCAUUGUGUUGUUGUGACAAAACUGCACAUUUUAGAGUGGUCUUUUAUUGUCCCCAGCACAAGGUGCACCUGGUUAUGCAAUGGUUAUGCUGUUUAAUUAGCUUCUUUCUAUGCCACACCUGUCAGGUGGAUGGAUUAUCUUGGCAAAGGAGAAAAGCUCACUAACAGGGAUGGAAACAAAUUUGUGCACAAAAUUUGAGAUAAAUAAGCAUUUUUUUGUACGUAUGAAAAAUGUCUGGUAUUUUUUUAUUUCAGCACAUGAAACAUGGCACCAACACUUUACAUGUUACGUUUAUAUAUUUCUGUUCAGUAUAGUACAGCACACAGCCAUAUGGCAUUGGAAUAGUACUGUGAAAUGUUUGUCGUUUCAAUGUAAUAGCUGUUUGAAAAGCCUGCCUGAAAUGUGAAUUUAUAGGGAAGGGUGGUACAUUAGUUAAUAGGCCAAUUAAAAAAUAAUGUUCAAAAUUAACCUCUCUACCAAUAACAGUUAUUUUUCUUCUUUAAAAAAAAAUGUAUCUUUGCUAGAAAUCCUGUUUGUUUUCAUUUAAAACGGUCAAAAAAAGAGAAGCAAUCACAGUAAGGUACCUAAUUGUUAUCCAGAAAUGAUUUGAUAUAUUGACAUAAAAAUGUCUCCAUUGGAACCAGUGUUCGACCUGUCACCUCUGACCCAGAACAUCAGCUGUCAUUUCCUGUUCCUGAGUUGUGAAACACUGCAGUGAGCAGACUAGCAGCUAUGACCAGCCCGUCUGUAGCCUACUGUCCUCCUGUCUAAUGAAAUGGCACCCUAUUCCCUAUGUAGAGCACUACUUUAGACCAGAGCCCUAUGGCACCCUAUUCCCUAUGUAGAGCACUACUUUAGACCAGAGCCCUAUGUCUCCCUAAUCCCUAUGUAGAGCACUACUUUAGACCAGAGCCCUAUAGGUAGUGCACUGCAUUGGGGAAUAGUGUGCUGUUUGGAACACUUCCUAGGUGACCAAAGGCGGCUGGGGGUUUCUGCUGUACGUUGGGAUGGAAGAUGUUUUUGUAUCUCAGUUGCCAAACUUAGACACAUCUAAUACUGUAUUUUUGUAAUAAUAAAACAAUCCAAAGUAGAUCAUUAA